Molecule: messenger RNA, 747 nt
Organism: Notodromas monacha
Lineage: Eukaryota; Metazoa; Arthropoda; Ostracoda; Podocopida; Cyprididae
Source: the annotation of a GenBank genome assembly
GAACCAGACACGGACGAAGAUGAUGAUCCUGAGGACGUGGCUCAAGCCAUGGAUGAGCUCACUUUUAUCAUUCGGGAACAAACCCGUUAUGACGACAUGAAAGCCGACAUUGAGAAACAGCUGGACGAAUGUCGGCACAAGGCCAAAGUUUUAGAAGAGGAAUUACCGCAGCAAAUAAACACCCAGGAGCAACGAGAAGUGUACAUGUUGUUGCUGAGGGUGCAUGAGUUGGAAAUCGAAAGAACUGAGCUGCAGAGAGACGCUUUAUUGAGAGAACAUCAGCUGAGAAGACGGGAUUUGUUGCUGGUGAGACACGAGAUGCAGCGGAAUUUGUGCGACCAAAUCAUCACUCGCCAACGACAAUUGAUCAGCGAACCAGACACGGACGAAGAUGAUGAUCCUGAGGACGUGGCUCAAGCCAUGGAUGAGCUCACUUUUAUCAUUCGGGAACAAACCCGUUAUGACGACAUGAAAGCCGACAUUGAGAAACAGCUGGACGAAUGUCGGCACAAGGCCAAAGUUUUAGAAGAGGAAUUACCGCAGCAAAUAAACACCCAGGAGCAACGAGAAGUGUACAUGUUGUUGCUGAGGGUUCAUGAGUUGGAAAUCGAAAGAACUGAGCUGCAGAGAGACGCUUUAUUGAGAGAACAUCAGCUGAGAAGACGGGAUUUGUUGCUGGUGAGACACGAAAUGCAGCGGAAUUUGUGCGACCAAAUCAUCACUCGCCAACGACAAUUGAUCAGCGGU